Mobula hypostoma (lesser devil ray) is the source of this 3656-nucleotide messenger RNA. It is a transcript of the gene ppm1da, whose product is annotated as protein phosphatase, Mg2+/Mn2+ dependent, 1Da. Gene Ontology annotation, molecular function: cation binding; mitogen-activated protein kinase binding; protein serine/threonine phosphatase activity. The record is from RefSeq and is a predicted model, not a curated record. NCBI's taxonomy places the organism in Eukaryota, Metazoa, Chordata, Chondrichthyes, Myliobatiformes, Myliobatidae. The transcript is spliced from 6 exons. The coding region runs from base 264 to 1838 and encodes 524 amino acids. Gene Ontology annotation, biological process: negative regulation of gene expression, epigenetic; peptidyl-threonine dephosphorylation.
GCGUAAGCUGUUCCGCUCAAGUAUUUUUAACAUUUAGGCUGGCGAUGGCGUAAAACAAGCGGGAUAGUGACGCCAGAUGCGGGUGACGUAAUAUUUUGCGUGGUGACGCAGGCAGCCGGUUAACUGGGGCGAGUGUCCGUACGUGUACGUGCGCUGACGAAACCGUGCGUGCUGACGUGUCUGGCGACGUUCCGGGCAUGCCCAAACAGCCCUGGAGGUAAACAAUAACCCGGCGGCGGCGGAGAGGCGGCGGCACCGCGGGGAUGGCGGCCCAGAGUCUGUUCUCGCUGCGGGUCAGCGUGCACUCGGACCAGGGUGGCAGGAAGUACAUGGAGGACGUGACCCAGGUGGUGAUCGAGCCCGAACCCGAGCCCGGGGAAGCCGAGAGUGGCGAGGAGGAAGACGGCGGGGUGCAGGGCCCGCGACACCGGCGCCGGCCCGGAGUAGCCUUUUUCGCCGUGUUUGACGGUCACGGCGGGCGAGAAGCGGCGGUGUUUGCUCGCGACAACCUCUGGAAGUGCAUCAAAAAGCAGCGCGGCUUCUUGUCCGAGGAUCCCGAGGAGUUCCGUGCGGCCAUCCGCAAGGGCUUCAUCGCCUGUCACUACGCUAUGUGGAAGAAGCUCCCUGACUGGCCAAAGACCCUGACCGGUCUGCCCAGCACCUCAGGCACCACCGCCAGCGUUGUCAUCAUCUGCCGGGACAAGAUGUACGUAGCACACGUGGGUGACUCUGGUGUAGUGCUGGGGGCACAGGACAGCCCAGCCCUGGGUCAGGGCCAGAGUGAGGGCACCGUCCAGGCCCUGGAGGUGACACAGGAUCACAAGCCUGAACUUCCCAAGGAGAAGGAGAGGAUUGAGGGGCUUGGCGGCAGUGUCAUUAACAAGUCGGGAGUGAAUCGUGUGGUGUGGAAGAGGCCCCGACUCACCCACAACGGCCCUGUGCGGAGGAGCACCAUUAUUGACCAGAUCCCCUUCCUCGCAGUGGCCCGGGCACUGGGGGACCUGUGGAGUUAUGACUUCUACAGCGGUGAGUUUGUGGUCUCACCAGAACCGGACACAAGUGUUCACACCAUCAACUGCCGAGACCACAGGUACAUUAUCCUCGGCUCUGACGGGCUGUGGAACAUGAUCCCCGCUCAGGAUGCUGUCACCAUCUGCCAUGACAACGAGGACAGGAAACGAUUACUGGAGGAGUCUGGACCGGCAAGUGCCAGGCUCCUGGUGAACCGGGCGCUGGGCCGGUGGCGACAGCGGAUGCUGAGGGCCGACAAUACCAGCGCCGUGGUGAUCUGCAUCGAGCCGCCUGCUCACGACUGCCGGCCCCUUGGCCCUGAAGAGCUGCGGCUCGAGCUGCACCGGGGACUCCCCCACCGCACCGAAGACAGCCGGACGCGGACACCGUCACCGUGUGUCUCCUCCCCACUGAAGGCCACUGGCCAGUUGUCGCCGCCCUGGUUCUGUGCUGGUUUUGUUCCUGUGUUGGCAAGGAGAGAGAGCCGGUGUGGUGGGGAGAGCCCGCCCCCUGUGGUCGCCACGACGAUCGAGAAUCGGGGGAGGGAGCCUGUACCGGGCUGGAGCCCUCAGGCCGGCGGCGGGGGGCUGAAGCGGACACUCGAGGAGCUGAACGGGGCGGCACCUGGCUCGGCCAAGAGACUGAAGGGGAGGGGUGGCCGCGGGUCGGUGGGGGGUGCGGCAGGAGCCACGGCUGCGGCCCCCGCCCCCACCCCUACUCGCCGACGCCAUUCGGAGAAACCGGUGACCCGCAGGAGCCUGAGGGGUCAGCGCCGCCUGAGGAAUGCACUUCUGCCCCAGCACAGGAAGACCAUUUGUGUGUGCUGACGGUUGGAGGGAGGGACAGGGGUCAGUGGGGGGAGAGAAAGGUAAAUAAUUAUUUUAAAGUCUGUACAGAGAAUCAAAAUCAAGAUGAUUCACGAGAGCACUGAGGCUUUGUACUGUUGAUUUGUGAAGGGGCAAGACUCCCUCCAGAACUUUGUCUCCCGCCUCCGCCAUUUCCCCCAUCCCUCCCCUCCUGCCCCCUUCGUUCAAGCAUCAUCCUCCCCCCCUCGCUUUACCUCAGCUUCUCUCUUACUCCUCUUCCCACUGUCAGCUCAGUCUCUCUCACUCCUCCCUGCCUCCCUCCAACUCUCCCUUGUACCUCUACAGUCCCACGCUGUCGCAUUCUCACCUACCCGCUGCCCUCUCCCUCACCUCCUUCCCACCCUCCUUUCUCUUACGAUGAUUAGGAAUUGCCUUCAUUUGGCCGCCCUCCCUGUUCCUUGUCGUCUUGAGGCUGCCCAGCUGUCGUCUCUGCUUCCCCGGCUUGGUUCAGCUCGGAGAUGGGAACAGGGUUCCUCUAGUAGCUCGGCCGAUGGAGUUCAGCUCCUUCCACCAUUCCACCCAUGUACCAGGCAGGUGGGCAGGCAGUGCCUCCUGCAGACAUCGAACCAAAGCUCCUGGGCCCAGCUACCCCUCUGUGUUAGGAACCGCACCUGCCACUGACUGUGACCAUUUGCCGAAUUAUGUGAGACAGUGUGGGAUGGGUUGUGGGGAGUUGCCCUCCCGUCAACUGUUAGCCCUCAUCUCACUUCCCCUCUCCCAUCUGAUCCUGAACCCCAGCCUUUCAUUUGAUGGAUAAUCUGUUUUAACCCCUUUCUGCUUCACUCCUGUUUUAAAAAUAAACAAUACUUAAGUCACAAUUUUUGCAGGAAGCCAGUCAUCUUUGCACAGCAAAUUAAAUAUUUAACUCAAUUGCCAGUGGGUCUUGGGGACAUGAGAACUCACCAUCAGGGCGGUCAUUAUGUACCCAUGCCUUCCUUUGUGAGGCUCAUCGGCUGGGACUGUCUUUAACCAGUUUGAGAUUUCUUUGGUGUGCCAUUCCCAGAGUUUGUCUUUUCAGGCAGAGGUUUCAAUACGGCACUGUUCUGGUUUAAUUAAGGGUGGGUGGGUGCGUGUGUGUAGAAUUCUAUGUGUGUAUGUGCGUGUGUGCAUGUGUGUACAUGAAUGUGUGCCUGCAUGCUUGAGAGAUGUGUGUGUGCGCACGUCUGACUGCUGCCAUGUCUGUGCACACAUCCCCUGUCAGUAAAUGCCCAGGAACCUUGUGUGUGCAUCUGGCACAGGAACCAUGGUAAGCCAUCUGCCGUGACUGCUAUGCAGCCUGGCUGUGGGACCGCUGCCCCUUCCUGUCUGACCAAUCACUGGCCAACCUGGCGCCGGAGGGUGGUGGGAGUGAGCCAAGCGGCCUCCCUGUGAUCGUACUGUCCAACUGGCCGGGCUGUUGAACCCUCCUCGUCACUUGCUGCAGGCCUCCUGGGGUGACCAAGCAAUCAUGUUUCUGCGUGACCUGACUGAUUCCCGGAACAAACCACCUCCUGUUCCUAAUCCAGAGCUUAUCUUCCUAAUGAAGGUGCGGUGACAAAGAGGAAAUGAAUCUUGUGGGGUCCCUUUUUGUGCCACUUGCUGAAUCCUCGUUUAUCACUGAGGGAGUUUUACCCCCAACUCCUUACACUGAUGGUGCUGCUACAUUUACAGAGGGGAGUUUUACUAAUUUUGUAUUAAUAUAUAUAUGUGUAUAGAUAUAUAUAUAUAUAUUUGAAAGCUCUGUUUCCAAGUAUUAGUCUCUCGUUAUUCUACUGUUUGCUAAAUAAAAUGAUGCCUCUC